UCCACUGUGAAAAGCCCUCAAUUUCCAUCUGGUGAGAGUCGAAUUCCUAAUUGUGCUUUUGUCUCGCAAGCUCCAAUUGGAUUUGAAUUUCCUCGAUUUCAUUUUCAUUGCUCUCCUGACAACGGAUUGACGGAAUCGCGAGCUUUCUUCACACUUCAAACUGUUCUUGUCAUAAUAUUUCGGGAAUGUGGCACUUAAUUGGGAUAACAAUCCUUCUCCUCGUCUCAAAAUCUGUCGAUAUCGAAGGGUCUCAAGACGUAUAUCUGCGCAACAAUGAGAGACAGAAGAUGAUCAAUUGGUUGGAAGCAAUGAAAAUGGGUCUAGCUUCCCACGAUGCAACUUGGAAAGAAUUAAAAGAUUCUCUGAGGCAUUUGCAGAGAAGGUCGAUCAUAAAAGUUGGCUUUCACGAUGGUCCGACAAUGCAUAGACUGAGCUCAAGGAGCCCCGCAUUCGCAACAUGGUCAUUCUGGCCGGAUAUCGAGAGUGAUAAGGAACGCAGAAAUCCUUCCUUCAGUCCCUGGGGUGGUAAACGUGACUCGAGUGCUUACAAACCCGAUCCCAAGAUAAGGAGGCCGGCGCGAGUGCCGUUCAACAGUUGGGGUGGCAAGCGCGAUGGUGAACAUACAGAUGUCAUUAAGAAACCAUUCAACAGCUGGGGUGGCAAGAGGUCUUUAGUUAUCGAGGAUAUCUUACGUGUGCCAGCCAGUGAUAUCUUGAGAAAUUCCUGGCAUCAUUCAAUUAUUAAUAAUCCCAAAUCAGUCGUUCUUGAUCCUCACGAUUUCCUCAUGAGUGAUUUCAAUCAAAUGGAGAAGAAGGAAUUCUUGAAUGCUGAAGGCAUGGCUGUCAAUAACAAUCUACCGAGGGUGCCGUUCGAUCCCUGGGGCGGGCGAAAACGCGAAAGCGACGAAUCGAGCGAGAUCGAUAUAACUGUUGCACCCUCACCUCAUAUUGAUUCUGAAUAAAGUACAAUCCUAUUAAUUGUCAUGAAAAUUAUGCCCAUUUGAAUCCCGAAAAAUAUCCUUGAGUUUUGUUCGGCAGUGAUGUUACGUGUAGUCAAUAGACAGAUUAUAAAACAUUAAAUAGAUAUCGAAACGUAAAUAAAUAUAUGAAUAAAUUAGUAGAAAUUCGACUCACCGUAUCACCAUUCAACGGCCAAUGGGGAGAGUGGAGGAUCAGGUGGCGAUUUCCUGGAAGAGUUGAAUAAUAUAUGAGAAUUGAGCAUUAAACAUGGAUUUAUGAGGAUGAAAUAUUGUAUUUGAAUGAAGUACCUGUGAAUAAUACAGUUGAUAAAUAUUU
This is a messenger RNA of Diachasma alloeum, 1296 nucleotides long. RefSeq lists its product as uncharacterized. The coding region runs from base 186 to 962 and encodes 258 amino acids. The record is from RefSeq and is a predicted model, not a curated record. Lineage: Eukaryota; Metazoa; Arthropoda; Insecta; Hymenoptera; Braconidae. The transcript has 5 exons.